AUGGACGGAUCGACGCUGUACUUCGACGACGCUGUUCCGCCACACUGCAGUGUUGGCGUGGACCUCUUUUUCUUCUGCAGCGAGCCCGGCCGCGAGCUCCGCGGCGUCCGCAACCUGCCUGCCGGCGUGCACGUUGUGCAUCUCACCAGCGGCCUGCACAACACACGCACGGCGCAGCUGCUGGAGCUGGAUGGCCGCUCGGGCUACGCUGUGCGCUUCUGCCACCGCACUGGCGACGACGCCCCAUACACGGAGAUCCACACCGUCCGCCUUGAUCGGCACAGCGUGGUCCCGGACACCCUGGGACGGCGCGUGGUGGACUACGGCGCGCUGGCGGUGGCCGGGGCUGAUUGGCGCGCGUUGCGCUUCGACCGGUCGGUGCUGGGCUUUGUGCGGAGCCCCGACGGCGUGCUGCGCACGCACGACAGCACGGGCCCGGAGCUGCGGCGGCGGCGGCGCCGCCGCCUGGCCCCAGCACGAGCACGAGCCCGAGCUGCUGCUGAGCGGGCUCGACUUCACCACCAGCGACAAGCGGCAGCUGGUGCGUCUGGACCGGACGGGGGCGGCCCGCACCGCGGACUUCCUUGA
This is a messenger RNA of Pichia membranifaciens NRRL Y-2026, 588 nucleotides long. RefSeq lists its product as hypothetical. The transcript has a single exon. The record is from RefSeq and is a predicted model, not a curated record. Lineage: Eukaryota; Fungi; Ascomycota; Pichiomycetes; Pichiales; Pichiaceae. Bases 1 to 588 code for a protein of 195 amino acids.